AUGAAAGUCAGGAAUAUUGAGAUGCUCUUUACAUGGCUCUGGGGCUGGAAUGGUGAUGGGAAUGGCAACUGGCCACAUAAAUACUGGAAGUCAAAGCAGUACCAGGUCCUCUUUCACCAGUCUUUUAAUGUUAUUGUCAGUGUGUAUGGGACUCAGCAGGCCUUCUCCAGUAAUCUUGAUGCCUGGCUUGCCAUUGAACAGGGUCAAUAUCCUGUUCCUGCAGCAAUGUCUUCCAACCCAGAAGUCUUUUUGCUGGCUGCUGGUGUGUGUUCCAGUGAGCUGAGCUGCCAUCUUCAGAAUACUGUGGCUGAACAUCAUGUUCUAUGCUCAUUCAUACAGAAAGAGGGUGAAUCUGCAAGCCAGCUGCAUACCAACUGCAAGUGGCUUACAUUCCAGCUUGUGUUGCACAUCCAGGCUCUUGUUGAGGCAGAGAGGCAGCAGGUCCAGAGCAUGAAUCUUUCAAGAGUAACUCAAUCUUGA
Coccidioides immitis RS is the source of this 480-nucleotide messenger RNA. RefSeq lists its product as uncharacterized. The transcript has 2 exons. Bases 1 to 480 code for a protein of 159 amino acids. NCBI's taxonomy places the organism in Eukaryota, Fungi, Ascomycota, Eurotiomycetes, Onygenales, Onygenaceae. The record is from RefSeq and is a predicted model, not a curated record.